Myxocyprinus asiaticus (Chinese sucker) is the source of this 4523-nucleotide messenger RNA. Its product is annotated as G patch domain-containing protein 1-like. The coding region runs from base 84 to 3092 and encodes 1002 amino acids. The record is from RefSeq and is a predicted model, not a curated record. NCBI's taxonomy places the organism in Eukaryota, Metazoa, Chordata, Actinopteri, Cypriniformes, Catostomidae. Gene Ontology annotation, molecular function: RNA binding. The transcript has 18 exons. Gene Ontology annotation, cellular component: nucleus. Gene Ontology annotation, biological process: mRNA processing.
UGAAUAAGAAGAUUACUAGUACAGGAUGUCAGCAGAGGCAGCGUAAGAAAGGAGGUCACCCGGCCACCGUACAUUUAGUAAACAUGGCGUCUGACGAAGACAGCGAUGAGGAUUUCGUGACAUAUGGAACUCCGUUAGAGCCACUGGACGAAGAUGAGUCCACCAGAAAGCCGAUACCUUUGCACGAGCAGACGGUUAAAGAUGAGAAGGGCCGAUACCAGAGGUUUCACGGAGCCUUCACUGGUGGCUUCUCCGCUGGAUACUUCAACACAGUGGGCUCCAAAGAAGGCUGGACACCAUCAACAUUUGUAUCAUCACGACAGCAAAAGGCAGACAGACAGAAUGCUAGACCAGAGGACUUUAUGGAUGAGGAGGACUUGGGUGAGCAUGGUAUUGCCCCACAAGAGAUUGUCACCACAGAUAAUUUUGCAUCUGAGCGAAGAGAUAAGUUAAAGGACAAAGCACGAGCCGUCAGCUCUCUUGCAGCUCCGAUACCUGGAGACACUGCACUGCUGGAGGAGCUCAUUGCACCUGCACGGUCAUCCAUUGGUGUGCAUUUACUGAGAAAAAUGGGUUGGAAAGAUGGCCAGGGAGUUGGGCCCAGACUAAAGAGAAAGCCAUCUAAACAAAACACUGAAAGAGUUUAUGAAUGUGUGCUGCCUCCCAAAGGAUCAGAGGAAUCAGAGGACGAUGAUGAUGAAUUUGCUCCAGAGAAUGUGACAUUUGCUCCCAAAGAUGUGAUACCAGUGGACUUUACGCCUAAAGUUGACUCCCAUGGGCUGGGUUACAGGGGGCUUGACCCCUUCCAGGCCCUGAGUGGGGGAUCUGAGACAGGGCAUAUAAACCUCUUUACGCUUCACUCUGACAGAACAACCAGCUUAUUUGGGGACAAGAAGUCAAAACAGCAACGCAGGGGUGGGAUUGCAGGACAGGCGUUUGGAGUGGGAGCAAUGGAGGAGGAAGAUGAUGACAUUUAUCAUAAAGACUCCAUGACCAAUUACGAUACUGUGCUGGGAGGAGAAGACCCGGGUGAUGGACUGUAUGGAUGGACCGCUCCUCAGCAGUAUACCAAGAAGAAGAAUGAUUCAAACCAGAAUGCUGCAUAUUUAGGCAAAAUUCUGGAGGGGUUCACACUGGCCUCCAAAGUCACAGAGAUGAAAACAGUGUAUCCUCCCCCUGAUCUGCCACGUGAUUAUCGGCCUGUACAUUAUUUUCGUCCUGUGGUUGAUUCGUCCUCUGUCAGUCCCAUUGUUGCCCAGGCACUUCAGGCUUCACGUGGACACCUAUCACAGGAGGCACCCCAGCAGGGCCGCCACACCUUAGAUUCUGCUCAGAGAUGUGAAAUGCUGGGAGAGACACCUCUACAGGGCCCCAGCUCUGUAUUUGAGCUGCUUAGCAGUAAGGACAGAGAGCGGCUGAGUGGGAUGCGUAAAGUGGCCGAGGAGCGGAGUAAGCCAGAGCGAAAUCUUACCUCGGCUGUAGAUCGAGCUGUCGUGGUGGCCUCUGCUAAAGCUGCCGCUCUGCAAGCCCUAUCCAGUCGUUUCCAGUCAGUUGCCUCUCAGUCUGACUCCCCAAACCAGUCCCUGCCUUCCUCUGAGAUGCAAAUGGCAUUAAAUGCCUGGUCCGGUCCCACAGCAGAUGCCAGCAAGACCUUUAAACCAUUUGCAAAAAAUCCUCAGAAACAGGCUCGCUAUGAUCUGUACAUUAACAAACUCAAACAUGGAGACAAAGAUGCGGUGGAGUCGAGUCUGGACUCAUCCAUGACGGAGUGGGAGAGGGGAAGAGAAAGGGAUGAAUUUGUGCGUGCUGCGUUACUCUAUAAGCCAAGCAACUCCUCUCUCUCCUCCCGUUUUACACGUAGCAAACAUGAGGAUGACACGGACAGUGUGGAGGUCACACGGGAUCAAGAGAAUGAUGUGGAUGAUAAGCAGGCUGCAGUGAAGAUGAAGAUGUUUGGGAAGCUGACCAGAGACACAUUUGACUGGCACCCUGAUAAACUUUUGUGCAAGAGAUUCAACGUCCCAGACCCUUAUCCAGGGUCCAGUAUAAAGGGAAUGCCUAAAAUAAAGAGAGAUAAGUACUCAGUUUUUAACUUCUUGACACUAACGGAUAGCAGCCAGGUCAGCAGGGAAGCCCCAAGUGCUCCAAAACCUCAAAGCACCAGUGCAACUCUACCCAUCUCUGCUCCAGACAUCUCCAAUAAGAGAUCGAGGUGGGACGUACCAGGGCAGGUUUCUAAACCUAAAGACCCACUCAGUGCAUUUCUCAGUGAAGCUCGCAGUGAGGUGUCAGUAGCCCAGCAAGUCGAGGCUGGAGUGAAGACCAGCACAGACCCUCCAAACACUACUGCCGCUCCAGAGGUUAAAGAGGCACAGUCCGAUGGACAGCAGAAGACUGAAGAGGAUGAGGAGGAGGAAGAUGAGGAAGAGGUGAGGCCUCCAAUGGAUCUCUUUAAAGCCAUCUUUGCCAGCUCGUCAGAUGAGAAGAGCUCAUCUUCAUCUGAAGAUGAUAGUGAAGGAGAGGAAAAGGUGACCCCUCCAAAAUCUGAACCAAUCAAAAGCAGUGCAGGCACAUUGAGUACUACCAUCUCAGCUCAGAUCACUCCUGUUCCUGACAUCAGCAAAGUAGCAGGUAAAAUACUGGAGCUAAGAAGCCAUAAUUUCAUUAUCAUAAACCUUUUAUUAACAUUAUUUACACGUUUUACAGUCCAGAGCAUGCUGCCUGCUGAAACUGCAGCACAAAAUGCUCAGUCCUCAGUCAAUCCUCCCGCUAAAACUGGAGACCUGGAUGAAGAGGAGUUUGGUCCAAGACUGCCACCUCCUGGGCUUGUGCCUCCUGCACACUCACCACAGUUGAAGAAAAAGAAGAAGAAAGAUAAAGAGAAGCACAAAGCCAAGAAAGACCACAAACACAAGAAAGAGAAAAAGAAGAAAAAGAACAAAAAGCAUAAGCAUAAAGGGAAACAGAAGAAGAAGGUGGAGGAGUCUAACAGCAGCUCGGAGGACAGUGACUCCAAUGGUGAAGAUGAAUCCAGUAUUGUAUCAACAAGUGAACUGCUGCAGAGGUUAAAAAACCUCCGGGACAAGCGAUAACACAUCUGAAGAACAGUCUGUCCUUUUUGAGGAUUAUGUCUUAUGAAACUGCAAAAUAAUGGAAUGAAUACCGUGUGUUGGCAUGUCUCAUCUAAGUACAUCUAAUGGCAAAAUUUGUUACCUAUGAUCUCAGAUGUUUUUGAUUUAAAAACAAAUAGUAAAAAUAAAAAAGCUGAGUGAGUGUUUAUUAUAAUUGCAUGAGAACUAGCACCUAAUGGCUUAAAAUUACAAGGCUGCCCAGAAAUUGACCACGUUCUGUUGUUUGAAAUACCUUUUAAUAUGGAGGUGAAAGCAGCGCAACAAUUUUAAAUGUAUCACAAAAUAAUAUGAAGGUAAACUGGUAGCAAAUCUCGAGAGCUUGCAAAUUUUAAUUUGAGAACUUUUACAAUUAAUAUUUGUAGUUGUACCUUGAAAUUAAUUUCACAGCUCUGAUGUGAAAACUUCUAAAAAUCAGAAGUUGAAUGUUGCAAUCUGCACUCGCAGGCAAUAAUCAAAAACCUGUUCUGAAUUCAGAGUUGCAGAAAAAGUCCCAAAUGUGUAAAAUUACAUUCACAUAAAUACAACAACAGUCGCGAACUUGUAUUACAUAUUUACUUUUGUACUUUAAUUCACUUUUGCAGUACAACCACAAGUCAGCACUUACAACUUCUCAAAUCUGGCACUGGAAUGUCAAAUCUUCACGUCUUGACUCUAAUUUGCAACAAUGUUUGCGUUAAAACUGUUGCAAAACUCACUUAUGAGCACAGGGCUGGGAUUCAAUUCCAGAAAGAAUAAAUUCUUGAAUCGAGAAUCGACUCCAAAUCUUGGAAUCGAUUCCGCUCAGGGGAAUCACCUUCGCUCAUGAGAAUGAUAUGAAUGUUUGUUUGUUUUUUCCUGACCACUAUACAACUACACAUUCCAGAAGCCUUUACAGCACUAAUUCAGAUUACAGAAAUGACUGCAGCUAAACAAUUAUAAUUUCCUGACUGAUUUUGAAGUCAGUCAGUCAUCAGUAAAUUUUCUACUUCUGUUCAUCUGUAUGAAGCACAAAUCCUUCAACACCAGACAGCUGCUUUCCAGACUGAUAUAGCCGGUAUUUUACUUUGGAUUAAAUGAAUAAUCAAGUAAAAUGACAACUUUGUGACAGAAAAUUGGUGUAAGUAACUACCUAUGUUAUAACCAGGAGAAUCAAGUAACACUGAGUUACUGUAGCUCCCCAGUUCAUAUCAAUACAUCGGGAAUUUAAAGUUCAAAUGAUUAAUGGACAACACACAUAAAGUGAGUGAAACGCUUCUCCUCUCAGUCUUGCACUCGACAUUUUUACAGUACAUUUCCCAUUUUUUUAAUAACUUUUUAGUUUACAUUUUACACAAUUUUUAUAUUUAAAAUUAUUCUAUGAAAUCAAAUUACAUUUAACCCUUGUUCAAUAAAGUUCGACGCCAUCAGAAACAG